Sorex fumeus (smoky shrew) is the source of this 9400-nucleotide messenger RNA. RefSeq names its product desmocollin 2 (gene DSC2). Gene Ontology annotation, molecular function: calcium ion binding. Lineage: Eukaryota; Metazoa; Chordata; Mammalia; Eulipotyphla; Soricidae. Gene Ontology annotation, cellular component: plasma membrane; desmosome. The record is from RefSeq and is a predicted model, not a curated record. The transcript is spliced from 16 exons. Gene Ontology annotation, biological process: homophilic cell-cell adhesion. The coding region runs from base 418 to 3165 and encodes 915 amino acids.
UCAGGGCUUCUGCUGGGCAGGGCCAGCGGCUAAUCCUACAGGCGGACAGCGGGGCGGGGGACAGGGGCCUUAUAGGUGGAGUCGACGGCUGCGAAACGCCGUGCGCAGGGGAGAGGGCGGCGGCCCAAGGAGUGCCCCCCUGGAGCGUUCUUAAAGAAACGGAGACCUAAGCGACCGGCGAGGAGGGGCCGCCCGCUGUUGGGGACGCGCCCGGAGCCCCACCCUCGGCCCGAGGAAAAGCCCCUUGGGUGAGAGGCGGAAGCUGCAGAGAAACGCAGAAGAAAAACGCUUCUGCCCGCGCUCCGGCUCCCGCGCGCCGCACUCCCGCAGCCCUUCGCCCCGCGCGCACACCUGCGGCGGCCCUUCGCCCCUCGCCCUUUCGCACCCUCGCCGGCCACCAGCUCCCCAAUUCCUCCCAUGGACGCCGCGCGCCCCCACUGCGCCCGGAGCCGAGCCCUCUGCUGGCCGCUGCUGCUGACGCUCGCGCUCUUAACAUUUGCCUGUGAUGCCUGUAAACAGGUGACUCUACAUAUUCCAUAUGAACUAGAUGCUGAAAAACUUGUUGGUAGAGUUAACCUGAAGGACUGUUUUACAUCUGCAAAUCUAAUUCAAUCAAGUGAUCCAGAUUUCCAAAUCCUGGAAGAUGGCUCUGUCUAUACAACACAUGCUGUUCUUUCAUCCUCAGACAAGAGAAAUUUUACCAUAUUACUCUCCAACACUGAGAACCAUGAGCAGAAGCAAAUACUCGUCCUUUUAGAGAUCAAAACAAUGGUACUGAAGCAAAGUCAUCCUACAGAAAAAGUUCUGAAACGUGCCAAGAGGAGAUGGGCUCCUAUUCCUUGUUCAAUGCUAGAGAAUUCCUUGGGUCCUUUCCCACUCUUUCUUCAGCAGGUUCAAUCUGACACAGCACAAAACUACACCAUAUACUACUCUAUAAGUGGACCAGGAGUUGACAUAGAACCUAAAAAUUUGUUUUAUGUAGAAAGAGACACUGGAAAUCUGUAUUGUACUCGUUCUGUAGAUCGUGAGCAGUAUGAGUCUUUUAAGCUCACUGCCUUUGCAACAACUCCAGAUGGAUAUACUCCAGAGGCACCACUCACCCUACUAAUCAAAAUUGAGGAUGAAAAUGAUAACUACCCAAUAUUUACAGAAGAAAUAUUUACUUUUAAAGUUCAUGAAAAUUGCAGAGUUGGUACUACCGUGGGACAGGUGUGUGCCACUGACAAAGACGAACCGGAUACAUUGCACACACGCCUGAAAUACAGCAUCGUUGAACAGAUCCCAGCGGCGCCCAGGCUGUUCACAAUGCAUCCAGUAACUGGAGUGAUCACCACCAUGUCAUCUCAGUUAGACAGAGAGGUGAUUGAUAAAUACCAUUUAAAGAUAAAAGUACAAGACAUGGAUGGCCAGUAUUUUGGAUUGCAGACCACUUCAGCUUGUGUUAUUCAUAUCGAAGAUGUUAAUGAUAACUUGCCAACAUUCACACAAUCUUCUUAUGUGACAUCAGUGGACGAAAAUACAGUUAAUAUUGAAAUCUUACGUGUUUCUGUUGAAGAUAAGGAUUUAAUCAAUACUCCUAAUUGGAGAGCUAAUUAUACCAUUUUAAAGGGCAAUGAAAAUGGAAAUUUUAAAAUUGUAACAGAUCCCCAAACCAAUGAGGGAAUUCUAUGUGUGAUUAAGCCACUGAAUUAUGAAGAGAGACAGCAGGUGAGCCUGCAAAUUGGUGUAGUUAAUGAAGCUCCAUAUUCGAAAGAGACUGGAUCGAGACCACCCAUGAAUACAGCAACGGUUACCAUUAAUGUUAGAGACCAGGAUGAGGGUCCUGAGUGCGUUCCCCCCCUGCAAACCACUCGAAUCAAAGAAAAUUCCCCAGCAGGAACAAGAAGCAAUGGAUAUAGAGCAUAUGAUCCAGAAACAAAAAGUAGCAAUGACAUAAGGUAUAAGAAAUUAACUGAUCCUAAAGGGUGGGUCACUGUGGAAGAAAAUUCAGGAUUAAUUACAGUUUUCAGAACUCUGGAUAGGGAGGCUGAGAAUAUAAGAAAUGGUAUAUAUAAUAUUACAAUCCUGGCAUCAGAUAAAGAUGGACGGUCAUGUACUGGGACAUUGGGAAUUAUACUUGAAGAUGUGAAUGAUAAUGGCCCAUUCAUACCUAAACAGACGGUGAUAAUCUGCAAACCUGUGAUGUCAAGUGCAGAGAUUGUAGCUGUCGAUCCAGAUGAUAUCUCAAAUGGUCCACCCUUUGAUUUUAGCUUGGAGGGUAUUUCUAAUACUGAAACAGCAAGAAUGUGGAGACUGACAAGAAUUAAUGAUACAGCAGCACGCCUUUCCUUAGAAAGAAGAGAUGCCCCAUUUGGAUCAUAUCGAGUACCUAUCAGAGUAACAGAUAGACAUGGCCAGUCACGGGUGACUGCAGUAAACGUGUUAUUGUGUGACUGUGUGACCGAAAAUGACUGCACUAUUCGCUCAGAUGCAAGGACAGGCAGUGGAGAAAUACGACUUGGAAAGUGGGCCAUCCUUGCAAUACUGUUGGGCAUAGCGUUGCUAUUUUGUAUCCUAUUUACCUUAGUCUGUGGCGCUACUCGGACAGCUGAAAAGCCAAAAGUAUUUCCAGAUGACGUAGCCCAGCAGAACCUCAUUGUUUCUAAUACUGAAGCUCCUGGUGAUGACAAAGUGUUUUCAGCAAAUGGCUUCACAUGUACAACCCAUACUUCUGGCAGUUCAGCUCAUGGAAUGGGUGGCACCUCGGGAGGAGGAGUGAAAAAUGGACAGGAGAUCAUUGAAAUGGUGAAAGGAGGACAUCAGACCCUUGAAUCCUGCCAGGGGGCUGGGCAUCAUCACACCCUGGAUUCCUGCAGGGUAGGGGGGCAGCACACCCUGGAUUCCUGCAGGGGUGGACACGUGGAGAUUGACAACUGCAGAUACAAUUACUCCGAGUGGCACAAUUUCACUCAGCCUCGUCUUGGUGAAAAGGUGCAGUUCUGUGAUCAGGAUGACAGUCAUCAGCUUGCUCAAGAUUAUGUGCUCAAGUACAGCUACGAAGGAGGAGGGUCUGUCGCAGGUUCUGUAGGUUGUUGCAGUGAACGACAAGAAGAAGAGGGACUUGAGUUUUUGGAUCAUUUGGAACCCAAAUUUAGGACACUAGCACAAGUAUGCAUGAACAGAUGAGUGCGUACUAGGAUAAGUCUACAAAAACAAGUGGCAUUAUUGCCUUCUCUUUUUCUUAAAUAACAAACUGGUGUUUUUUGUUUUGUUUUUUAAAGAAGAUAUUAUAUAUAUAGAGAUCUCCCCACUGUAAAUUUCAUAAAAUCUCUUUACUCAAUGUGGACUUACAGAGAGAUUCUGUAAUGAGUACACAACUUACUCAAUGUUUACCUAGUUUUUAACAACUUGCCUUUCACUAAAGGAAAUCUACAAAUAGAAAAUUAGGGAAGUCUGCAUUAUUGUUUACACCAAGCAUGAUGACAAAUGGCAUUUAUAAUGCAAUGAAAUGCAUUCAUUUGAGCCUAUCUUACAGAUAACUUAAAGUGCAACCCAUUAGAAAAUUUUAGAUUUUUAACAUGCUUCCACAUUAUUGCCAGUUACCUAAUCAAUUGAAGUGGUGCUUGAAAACUGUUAUUCUUAUAAACAUUCUAAGGUAUUCAAAUUGAAUUAUUGCUAUUGCCAUGUUCUUAUAACAUGAAUUUUAUUCAUAAUACAAAAACCAAUAUUGUCAAUCUUAAUUAUAUUGCCUAUUUUUACUGUUCCAUUUGAGCAAGUUUAGUUUCUAGGUUGUAUUCUGUAUUAAGUCCUGCACUGAAUCUGUAUUUCCUCUGUUAACUCUCUUGACAGUGAAAUUUAGUAUUAAAUAAUACCUUAAGGUAGUGUUAUUCCUGCAAAGCUUUAGGUUUUAGUAUCUCCCUUUCUUUCUUCCAUCCCCAUUUUCUUUUCCCUUCUUCGUCAUAUCUCUCCCUUUCAUUUUCACCAUCAACUCCCUCCUUUUUCUUUUCUUUUUCUUUUAACAUUCCUGUUUAGAUUUGGGACUCUAAAUAAUUUUUAUACAGAAAUGUUCUGAUUCUUCCUUAAAGUGAGUUAUUCUUUUUUUUUUUGCACAGGUAUUCCUAGCUGUCCAUAAGAUCAUUGUAAUGUUGACAUUUUAUUUCAAAUAUUGUGGUAAUUCCUUUCUAUCCUCAGUAUAAGCUUGCCUUUGUAACGUAGAAAUACGUUAUGAUUUUUAUUAGACAAAACACUUCAUUAGAAAAAGGAAUAGUGAACUGAAGUUGAGGUCAAGAUAUUUACUACAUAGCAUAUUCAUAGAUAAUGUCUUUAAUGUAGGUGUAAGGUUUAUAGGUGCAAAAUUAUAGUGGUCUUUUAAAAAUUAGCUUGGAAAUACAGGGAAUUAGAAGUGUUUUAGAAGUAACUAUUGUGUGACUUUUAAUAUGAAAUAUGACUAGUCAUGUAUGUGUAUCACUGUAGCACUGACUGACCUCCCAUUGUUCAUCAAUUUGCUCGAGCAGUCCCAGUAAGUCAUAGUUACUUUUUAAGAUUAUAUAUUUAACAGAUACAUAAGUGAGCCUAACUUAAAUUUUUGAAAUAAUAGACACAAUUUAUGCAAACCAAAUUCAAUCCCUUAUAGUUAAAUUCAGUCAAUGAAUUUUAUUUUCUAUGCGUACAAAUACACUAAUAUUUAUUGUUAAUAAUGUGCCUAUGUUAAAUUCACAGGUUGACUUGUAACAAUUAUCAAGAAUUAGAAUUGGGAAAUUAAUGAAGUUUAUAUUUUCAUAGUGUCAUUACUGUUCAAAAAUACUAUUUAAAAGUUAUUUGUAAUACAUUUUGUACAGAAUUCUUGUAUAUUACUAGUUGUGAUAAAGGAAAUUAGUAGUUUUAAAGGUCUGUUUAUUGAAAAUGCGCCUAAUAUCAGUUAAUGGGAUUAUGUUUUUUAACUCAAAGGAUUGAGUCUCAUCUUUAGAAUCUUGUCCUAAAUAUUUUAGAAUUUUCAAAUUUGACUUGGAGAGUUUAUUUAACCAUUGCUAUCACUACAUUUAUAUUCUAAAGACUGCAAAGCUGUGGGUUGGGAUAUUAGUUAAGUUACAUACUCUCUCUGUGUUUUAUUUUGCUUUGGUUUUUUCAUCAUAAAAUGGUUAAUAACAGCAAUUUUCAAGGUGGCUGUAAGACUUUUGAAUAAAAAUGGCUUAAGCUUGAAAGUUAUACAGUCAUAUACUCAAAAGAUACUUUUAGUAAGAAUAAAUAAUUUGGGGGACUGGAACAAUAGCACAGUGGGUAGGGCAUUUGCCUUCACGCAGCUGACCCGGGUUCGAUUCCCAGCAUCCCAUAUCAUUCCCUGAGUACCGCCAGGGGUAAUUCCUUGUGCAGAGCCAGGAGUUAACCCUGUGCAUUGCCGGGUGUGACCCCAAAAAAGCAAAAAAAUAAAUAAAUGAAUAAGUAAAUAAUUUGAACUAACCACACCUACAAUGCAUUUCCUAUUAGCAAAAAUCAAUUAUGGAAACAGGGUAAUGGAAAUGUGUUGCUAUAAAGUUGUCAAUUGACAGAAAUAUCUCUUCAUAAAACUUACCUGACAAUAGCCAAUCCAUUCGGGACUUAUAUCACAAAGAUUAUUAGAAGUGUUUAUUUAAAAUUUCCAUGAUUAAAACACUAUUACUUAAAACUUCAUUUAAAAUGGAUGGAAAGUAGAAUAUCUUAAAAAGGACACAAAUUCUAGGGUUGUUUAGGCUGAUAUAUGCUUCUGGUUUCUCCUGACAAAUCUUUUCUUACUGUUUUUCUCAACCGUUCUCUAGAGAAAUUUGUUUUAGACGGAAGCUAUCACCUACUUGGAAAUUUAAGGCUCUUUGAUAGUAGCUGUGGUAACCCUAAAUGCAGGUGCCAAAGAGUGUCUUGAUUCAAAUACCAAUUCCACACCUACUAGCUAAGUUAUUAAGAAAAUCACUUAAGCUGUGAAUCUGGUUUCCUCACUUGUGUUUUGUACAGAGGAUGGGAGGAAAUUGCUUUAUAAUUUUGUUGCCAUGAUCAAGAAAAUUAAUUCAUAAGCCCUGGCACAGAGUUGGCACUCAGUACACAUUAGCUACUACUAUUAUCUAAUGAGAAAAGAAUGUUUUAGUUGGGAAAAAUCACAUCUUUCCUCGACAUUCUCCUUUAUAGCUGGCAACUUGUUGUCAUGUUGCCAUUCAUUUUCCCAGAAGCCUGGCAUGCCUGUUGUUUUCUAGUACUUUACUCUUAUUAUACAAAAGACAAAUAUGUAUCACAUUGAAUCAGAGGCACCUGCAGUAGUGAAGAUGCAAAAAAGUUAUUGUUACAUUUCAGUGUGUAGAGCAUUUUAAUUAAUCACUUAAUCACUUAACUUCCCGUUAGUCGUCGAUUUGCUCGAGCGGGCGCCAGUAACGUCUCCAUUUGUCCCUGUUGCGUGCUAGUGUAGCCCAAUGGCAUCUCUUCGCUCCGGGAACAUGGAGGGCCUCAAACCGAUCGUUCAUGAUCUUGACAAAGAAGUCUGACCAUCUGGUAGGUGGGCGGCCACGCGGUCUCUUGACAUCCCGUGGAAUCCAAUCAGUAACAGCUCUAGUCCAACGGUCGUCUUUAAAUCUCAUUACGUGACCAGCCCAUCUGAUUUUCGACACCUUGGCAUAUGAGACAGCGUCCCUGAUCCUUGAUCGUCGACGGAUGUCAGAACUCCGGAUUCGUUCUCUCAUUUGAGUGAAACGUGAUAUUCCAAGCAUAGCUCUUUCUAUUCUAGAGCAUUUUAAUUACCGAAACUUAAAACUGAGGAUCCUCAGUUGCAAUCCCUUUGUUUAUAUAAUAUAUCCUAUUUAUUAUCUCAAAUUGCCAAACUUUCUGAAAAGUUUGAGCACAGUUUUAUUCAUGAAUUUAUAUUUUGUAGAGGUUUCUACUCUUCACACUGCACUCAUGUAAGGUUUUCCUGAUACAGGCUGUGCUGUUAGGAGAAUGUACAAGAUGAAUGCAUUCAUUUUUGCUGCCCACACAGUGCAGGUGUAGAUGUAAGAAUAGGAUCACCAAGUCAUACAGAACUUUUCACAUGGUACUACGUGGUAAAUACUCAAAACCCACUGAAAAAAUUCCAAACCCUGUUACAUUUAACUGGACUGUUCUAGUGAGAAAAACUGUGCAUCCACUGUUCUAAGCCCACUGCUUAUGAGCAUGAGGUAUAGCCUGUUUCUGCUAAUGUCCAUGUCUCUCUUGAUACAUUCUUCUCAUCAGUGUCCUAGUUCAAACCUUUGUUCUCAUGUAGCCACACUGUUUCAUGAAUCUAGUUCCUUUCAUUUCUUCCAGUUGCCAUCAAAGGACAGAUACAAUCCUGGCAUUCUCCUAAGGACCAUAGAUGGUUUCAGAGUGUACAUUUGAAAUACAGAAGCCACAUUCACAUACUUAUGUCCAAGACCCUACACAUUCUUUAUUUAUGAUUUUAUCAUAGUGAAGAUUCUUUUCCAAUGUCUAAUCUCUUCUUAUCCAUUUCUUCAUUUACAAAAAAUGUGAUUUUUUGAAGGAUCAAGUUAAAAUACUAUCUUCUUUAACCAUAAGAGAACUGUGUUUCUAAAUCACAUUGUAAAUUCUUUUCCUUAUGUUUGUGCAUGUAUAUGAGUGAGUAUAUGUGCAUGUGUUUUUCCUCCCUUAUACAGUGGUACUAAAUACAAAUUAAAAUGCUUACACUUGUAUGCAUAGGAAAUUAUGACCGUCAACAUAUUUUGAUGCACCAAGUUGUAUUGCCAAGGUCACAAUGGAAGAAAAGUUACUACAAACUAAGUUAUUUGAUCCCUAGCAUGCUGUAUUACUUUUCCUUGACAUAUUUUUAUUGUAGAGCUGAUUUAUUUAGAUUAUACAUUGGGUUUUAUCAGCAUAAAUAAAUUGAAUAAAUUGAAUACAUAGGAUAUCAAACAUUUUCACUCACCACUUAGUUCCAAUUGGUUAGAUUUUGCGUUGUUUUUUCUCUCUGAGGAUCUGGGGUGGCUGAUCCUUUUUGAUACUGUGGCUCAUAGCAACUAAAUUCUUCCCAUCUUCAGUGAUUUUAUGCCCAUUUGCCACCACACUGAAAUGUAACAAUAACUUUUUUGCAUCUUCACUACUGCAGGUACCUAGAAAACUCUCAAUGUUGGUUAUAUGAAUAAGUAAAUAAAUUCACUUAUGCAUUCGUUAUCUGAUUGAUAUUAGACUGAAGUUCUUACCCAAAGAAUUUUUUUCUUCAAUAUAAAUGAAACUCAUUGAUCCAUGUGAAUUUCAUUUAUGACAUCAUCUCAUAAUCAGCAUGUUGCAAGAUUGUAGUGAACCUAAUUUUUGCUAAAGAGAAAAGCUAUAGGGAAAGCAACUAAGAAUCACAUUUUGGGAAUUCAGUAAAUUACUUUUCUGAAUUUGCCAAAGUCAGUUUAUAAACUGGUCAAAGUAAAACCAUUCUUGACUCCAGAGGUAUUUUAAGAGUCCUGAAGGCAUGAAAGUGGCAACAAACCUACUCUAAGUUAAACUAGGAGAAUGUUCUGCAACAGGACACCAUAAGAAGACCAUCAAAUGAAAACCAGAAGAAAAUGAAAGGUUCAUUGUGAGCUCAAGAACAAAUGACCCUAUUCCUCUGUGAGCCUGACAUGUCUCGAGAAGAUAACACACAACCUGUGAGACUCUGCUUUUCUCUGACCUUCUAAGGAAUAGAACUUUCAGCUAUUACGACAGUAAAUAGCAUGUCAUUUUGUUUCUGAUUUCUUUUGGGGGGGGGGAGGCAGUUCUGUACUUUUCUCUGUAAUUUUUAUUUCCACUGGGCUUAGAUUUCAGUUGAAGGAUCCAAAUCUAAAACUAUGAGAUUAUGCUAAGAUUCUAGUAAGAUUCUCUCUGCCUUCUAUUAAGAUUCUCUCUGCUUUCCCCCUACUUCUUAUUCCAGAGGGACUUAAGUCACCUUUUUAUAAUAUUUAUUUUAAAGAAAUAAGAAUAUUACUCAUUUGUAUUUUAAAUUAAACAUGCGGCUGACCAGGGUUCACUCUACAGUACUCCAUAUAACUUCUGGGAGAGCCCUACCAGGAAUUAUUCCUGAGCAUAGAACCAGGAGUAAGCCCUGAUCGCAGCUGAAUAUGGCCCCUAAAUAAAAAAAUUGAAAUAAAAUAAAGAUAAUUGGUAUAAACUAACUAUUCAAGGAUAUCCCAGUAACUCAAUGAUUUAUAAUGUUAUUGUGAACUAUGAUUGAGGACAGUGGAUGUAAUGAUUUUGAGCACUAGCUUGGUAAUUCAAAAGACACAUAUUCAAAUUGCAGCUUUGUUUUCACUGCCCUGAUGACUGAAUAACCUUGCUAAAUCACAGAAGCCUCAGAUUUCACGCAUACAAAAUAGGGUCAUGGCCAGGGACUUUAUUCAAAGGGAUAGAGUGUGAGACCCUCAUUCUUUCCCUGGUACUGUAUGUCACCUGCCCCCAGUUCUAUUUA